AUCAUUGCGCAAAAUGUUAAACAGGUCUAUUAUGCUCCUUAUCCAUUGCGUACGGAUAAAUCGAAUUGGUGGGUAGUUAUUAAAACGAAGCCUGUGGGUCGUGUUGAAGUCGAGGAUGCUUUAGAUGUAGCAUACCAAAAUGAUAUUUCGAGCGUUCAAGAAAUAAUGGAUAUAGAAUUAGAAAAUGAACUGGAUCAUCCCGAUCACAUACUUGAAGAAAUUGAUAUUGUGGAAGAAACUCCCAUGGAAAAUGAGGAGGAAGAACUAUCUCUCGAUGAUGGGUACUCUUCAUAUAAUGAGUAUUCAUCUGAUGAGGAAGAUUCAGCAGCAAGCAGCAAGUAGUGAAACAAGCGAAAA
Molecule: messenger RNA, 357 nt
Organism: Capsicum annuum
Lineage: Eukaryota; Viridiplantae; Streptophyta; Magnoliopsida; Solanales; Solanaceae
Source: RefSeq, a predicted model, not a curated record